Trifolium pratense (red clover) is the source of this 717-nucleotide messenger RNA. RefSeq lists its product as uncharacterized. The record is from RefSeq and is a predicted model, not a curated record. The coding region runs from base 135 to 602 and encodes 155 amino acids. The transcript has a single exon. NCBI's taxonomy places the organism in Eukaryota, Viridiplantae, Streptophyta, Magnoliopsida, Fabales, Fabaceae.
CACUCACUACUCUUCCUUCCUUGCUUGCUUGCUUGCUGCAUAUUCUUACCCUAUGAUAUCCUUCCUCCUUCACUCACUCUAGCUAGCAAGACCGCCCAUAUAUUAUUAUUAUUAUUAUACAAUAUCACAAAAUAAUGAUGAACGCUUAUUCCAAGAUUGGUUCUACUACUACUACUACCACCCACAAAUCAAGAUCCAUUGAUUUUUCUGAAUUUCCUGCUCCUCCUCAAACACCAAGGAGUAACAACACUCAACUCGAGCAACCACCCUCCAACCAUAUUCAACAACAACCUGAUAUUAAUCAUAAUUCUUCUCCCACUCAAACUCAAGGACAGAGAUUUGGGGUCAUACUGGGUAGGAGCUGUUCGGUUUCUGCUUCUUCUCCUUCACCCUCUGGGUUUCAGGCAACAAUCAAGAGGGCAUUUUCAGUCACAAGAUCUUCAUCAGUUACAGACAGGUACUGUAGGAUCCAUGACCAGAGCAUGUCAAUACCAUCAGACAACGAAGACAUAAACAUAGAUGAUGCACCAAACAACAAAACUAACAGGAGGGGAAGAAGAGGCAAGAUCCUUAAAGCCUGUAAGCGCCUGUUUGGACUCUAGCUACUUCAUUAGUACUACUAGUAGUCCUCUAAUUAUAUUAUUAUUAUUAUUAUUAUAUUCCUGAAUAAUGAAUGAAUGAAUGAGCUUCAAUCUGGAAUUAAAUGUUGUUUGUUCA